AUGUCUGCUCUGCCGCCUUCUCUUCUGCCCACAAAACCCACCAAAAACCACAAUCAAUUCCAGUCAUUCUCUCUCAAAUCAUGCCUUUCCCUUUUAGAAAUCUGCAAGUAUACCACCGAGUUUGCUCAACUCCAUGCCCAACUCACUAAACUUGGCUUCAUUAAAAACCCACUGGCCCUCACUAGACUCUUGUGCUAUUCAUCAAUCUCUCAAUAUGCAGACAUCAACUAUGCUCAGUCAAUCUUCAAUUUUGAUAAAAGCCCAAAUACAUUUGCUUAUAAUGUAAUGAUUAGAGGCUACGUGCAGAGGGAGAAACCCGAAAAUGCGCUUUCUUUAUUUUAUAGCAUGCUUUGUAACGCCAAUUCUGGGCCAAAUAAGCUAACUUUCCCUUUUGUUUUGAAAGCAUGCUCUCAGGUUAGAGCAAUUGAAGAGGGUAAACAAGUUCAUGGGCUGGUUUUUAAACAUGGGUUGAGUGAAGAUCUUUUUGUGCAAAAUAGUUUGAUUAGCAUGUACUCAUCUUGUGGGUUAAUUGGCUUUGCUUGUCAAGUUUUUAAUAAAAUAGAUGACCCGGAUGUGGUUUCGUGGAAUUCGAUGAUCAGGGGGUUGGUUGAUUUGGGUUUCGUCGAGGAGGGGAAGCAAAUGUUCGAUAGAAUGUCAAAGAGGAGUUUAGUUACAUGGAAUUGUUUGAUUGAUGGGUAUGUUAAGGCUGGAUUGUUGAUGGAGGCUAGAGAGUUGUUUGAUCAAAUGGUGGGAAAGAAUUCGGUUUCUUGGAAUACCAUGAUUGGUGGGUAUGUGAGUUUGGGUCUAAUGGAGGAUGCGAAAGGAUUUUUUGACAAGAUGCCGUGGGAAAUGAAGGAUGUAAUCACUUUUAAUUUGAUGAUUGAUGGGUAUACAAGAGAGGGUAGAUAUAAAGAGAUAUCGGAGAUAUUUAAAGAGAUGCGUGUGGCUAAAAUAGAACCCUCGAGGUUUACCAUGGUAAGUGUGCUUACGGCUUGUUCUUAUUUGGGGGCUUUGGAGCAAGGUGAAUGGAUUCAAGCUCACAUAGAGAAAAAUGGGAUUGAUGUGGAUUCUGUUCUGGGUACCGCUUUGGUUGAGAUGUUUGCGAAGUGUGGAAACAUUGAGAGGGCUCUUUCAGUGUUCAAAAGUAUGGAGGAGAGAGAUGUGGGGGCAUGGAACUCAAUGAUUCAUAAACUAGCUGCCCAUGGUCAUGGCCAAGAGGCUUUCGCAAUUUUUUCAGACAUGUUGAGGUCAAAUACUCUACCGGAUGGCGUAACUUUUCUCGGCUUAUUAAGUGUAUGCCGCCAUUUGGGCCUUGUUGAUGAAGGAAAAAGAUUUUUUCAACUCAUGAGUGAAGAACAUGGCCUAGUGCCAAAGGUUGAGCAUUAUGGUUCUAUGGUGGAUCUUCUCUGCCGUGCAGAUCUUUUAGAGGAAGCGCGGGACUUGAUAGACUCUUCACAGGCGUCACAGAUGAAAUCCAGCGUUCCCAUGUGGGGUGCUCUUCUUGGAGCUUCAUGUCGGCUAAAAAAUGUAGUGAUGGGUGAAUAUGCUGCCAAACAUCUUUUGCAAUUAGACCCUUUUGAUGGCAGCUGUUACACAGUUUUAUCCAACUUGUACUCAGCUGCAGGCUUGUAUGAGAAAGCCAUUGAAGUAAGGAAUGAGAUGAAGAAACAAGGACUGGAGAAGAUCCCAGGCAGUAGUUCAAUGGAAAUAGAUGGUUUAGUUCGUGAUUUUUGGGUGGGUUCUUGUUCUCUUGAAUAG
Messenger RNA from Populus euphratica (Euphrates poplar), 1758 nucleotides. Its product is annotated as pentatricopeptide repeat-containing protein At4g18840-like. The record is from RefSeq and is a predicted model, not a curated record. NCBI's taxonomy places the organism in Eukaryota, Viridiplantae, Streptophyta, Magnoliopsida, Malpighiales, Salicaceae. The transcript has a single exon. Gene Ontology annotation, biological process: RNA modification. Bases 1 to 1758 code for a protein of 585 amino acids. Gene Ontology annotation, molecular function: protein binding; RNA binding.